UAACUUAUUUCAACCAAAUUAUCAUAUUAAGUUCAAAUAUAUGUAAUUACAAACAUUUUACUUAAUGUGCUUCAUUUGUAGAUUAAAGGUCUCUCAUUUCACAUCAAGUGGAGAUGGCAUCAAAUGUUACAGUGCAAUCAGUGUUGGAGAAGAUUUGUGUGGAUCAUCUGGAAUGCUACAUCUGCACCAACCGUUUCAGGCAGCCCAAACUGCUGGACUGUUUGCAUAGUUUUUGCCUGCAAUGCCUCCAAGAGCUCAUACAGAGCCAAGAUCCUAGUGGUACAAAGCUGAUAUGUCCUCUGUGCAGACGUGAAACCAUGUUGAAAGGGUCUGGGGUUGCUGAUCUCCCUAAUAACUUUGCAUUCAGUGCCCUGGUGGAGGAAGUUACAAUGCAGGAAAAGCUACUGGAAGGUCAAGGGUCAGAGAUCAAAUGUCAAAACUGUGAUGAGGAGAAUCAGGCAAUUUCAAGAUGCAUGGACUGUGCUCAUUUCUUAUGUCAUGAAUGUCAAAAGGCUCAUGGGCGUAUGACCCUAAUGAAAUCUCACAAAAUACAUACACUGACUGAACUUCGAUCAGGAGAGAUUGUCUACAAGAGUAAACUAAGAGAAGAAAUUCCAAAAUGCGGCAAGCAUCCAGAUCAGAAUCUCAAUGUCUACUGCAACACAUGUGAGCAAGUCAUAUGCCUUAUGUGUACUGUUCUCGAUCAUGGGAAUCCAAAACAUUCCCUCAUCGGCCUAUCUGAGGCUUUCGAAAAGUGUAAGAAAAAAGUUGAAGAACUUGUCUCAAAAGUUAGUAAGAGUAAAACAGAACUGAACACCACCAUAGAGAAGACUUGCACAACUCGCAAGAAACUUGACAUCAUGUUUGCAAACACCAAAAAGAAAAUAUCAGAAAAAGCUGACCAAGAGGUUGCCAACAUCCGACAGGAGGAGCAGAAACUAUUAACAGAGACUGACAGGAUUUACCAAGAGAGAAUCACAACGUUUGAUGCAGCUCAAGCCAAUAACAGCAAAGAGGUGACACAGACAGAGCACAAGCUGGAAGAGGUGAAACAACUCAUGAAUCAAGCAAGUUGCUGUGAGAUUCUUGAACUUCAGCAGAAGCUCUUGCAUAACCUCAGUGAAUUGACAGGGAAGCAGCCAGAGCAAGUCCCUGACAAGUUGACCUUCAUGGACUUUGAAGAAGGUGAGAGGUCACUUGGGAGACUCAUUCUGGAGGAAGAGCCAAAGGCUGCAGCAAAGCAAUCACCAAGACCUGGAAGAUCACAAUGCCAAAAGGCUCAUGAACGUAUGACUGUCAUCAAUUUGCACAAAAUCUAUACACUGGCUCAACUUCGAUCAGGAGAGAUUGCCUACAAGAGUAAACUCAGAGAAGAAGUUCCAAAAUGUGGCAAGCAUCCAGAUCAGAAUCUCAAUGUCUACUGUGACACAUGUGAGCAAGUCAUAUGUCUCAUGUGUACUGUUCUUGAUCAUGGGAAUCCAAAACAUUCCCUCAUUGGCCUAUCUGAGGCUUUUGAAAAGUGUCAGAAAAAAGUUGAAGAACUUGUCUCAAACGUUAGUAAGAGCAAAACAGAACUGAACACCACCAUAGAAAAGACUUGCACAAACCGCAAGAAACUCGAAGUCAUGUUUGCAAACACCAAGAAGAAAAUCUCAGAAAAGGCUGACCAAGAGGUUGCCAAGAUCCGACAGGAGGAGCAGAAACUGUUAAAAGAGACUGACAGGAUUUACCAAGAGAGAAUCACAACGUUUGAUGCAGCUCAAACCAAUAACAGCAAAGAGGUGACACAGACAGAGCAAAAGCUGGAAGACGUGAAACAACUCAUGAAUCAAGCAAGCUACUAUGGUGCCAGUGUAUUCUCAGUAGACAUGACCAGCAACAUGCAGAGGGGUGGGCACCCUAAAGGUGUGUGCUGUGACAGUGAUGGCAGCAUCUAUGUUGCUGAGUGGGGAUAUCCAACAGGUGAUAUUCUACAUUACAGUCCUGAUGGCAAGUACAUUGGAUGUGUGAUCAAGGAAUGUGAUGAUCCAAGUGGCAUCACAUUCACAUCGCAUGGUGAUCUGGUAGUGGCUGCAGGACAGUCUGUACAGAUCUAUCACCGACUGUAA
This is a messenger RNA of Patiria miniata (bat star), 2108 nucleotides long. Its product is annotated as E3 ubiquitin-protein ligase TRIM56-like. The record is from RefSeq and is a predicted model, not a curated record. Gene Ontology annotation, cellular component: chromatin; nucleoplasm. Gene Ontology annotation, biological process: positive regulation of DNA-templated transcription. The coding region runs from base 114 to 2108 and encodes 664 amino acids. Lineage: Eukaryota; Metazoa; Echinodermata; Asteroidea; Valvatida; Asterinidae. The transcript has 3 exons. Gene Ontology annotation, molecular function: ubiquitin-protein transferase activity; zinc ion binding.